AUGAUGAAGAGGAAGACGAUAGUGUCCAAGUAUGGAUCUCAGUUUCGUGGAAACUCCCAACACGAUGCCCUGGAGUUCCUCCUGUGGCUGCUGGACCGCGUCCACGAGGACGUCAAUCUGGCCUCGCACAACAACAACAACAAGACCACAGCACCCGGACAGGUCCUCGGGGGAACUGAGGAGGCGCCGUCUCCGGCCCCGUCCCAGUCCCAGUCCCAGUCCCAGCAGCCACGCCUCCAGCACAGCUUCGUCCAGGAGCACUUCCAGGCCCAGUACAAAUCCUCGCUGACGUGCCCCCACUGUCUGAAACAGAGCAACACCUUCGACCCUUUCCUCUGCAUCUCACUGCCCCUUCCUCUGCGCCAGACCAGGCCGCUGUGUGUGACGCUGGUGUUCAGCACCAAAGGGCAGCGGUACCUCCGCACCGGGCUGGCUGUGCCCCUGUUCGGCUCGGUGGCCUGCCUGAGGAGGGUGGUGGCCGACGAGGGGAAGAUUUCUCCGGACCAGGUGAUCCUGACGGAGGUGUAUUCCACCGGGUUCCAACGCUCCUUCUUUGACGAGGACGAUCUAACGAGCAUCGCCGAGAACGAUGUCAUCUACGCCUUCCAGGCUCCGCCCCUCUACAUCAGAGGGGGCUCGGCUCGGAUCUCAGGGUACCACCACAGCCUGCCAUCGUCUCCCUACUCCACUGGGCCCGAGGGUCAGAGGUUACCGGCGUCUGGGGCGUUGUCCUCAGAGUUCCUCAACCAGGGCGUCCCGCUGAAGAUCCUGCUGCUGGUGUGCAACGCCGCCGGGGGGGGGCAACAGGCCGUCAGGUUCGGACCUCCGUUUCUGAUGAGGGAGGACCGGGCGAUUUCCUGGGACCAGCUGCAGCAGAGCAUCCUCAGCAAACUCUACUACCUGAUGAUCAACGGAGCUCAGGCUCAGAAUACCAGGGUGCUGUUCAACAUCCGCGUGGUCGGAGGUUCAGCGUUUUACAGCUACCUGUCACCUCAGGACGGGCGACCGCUCUACCACCCCGCCGUGGACAGGGCUCUGAAGCUCUGCAGCUCUGGAGGACCUCCACACGUGAAGCUCAUCAUCGAGUGGGAGCACAGGACCAAGGACUGCCUGUUUGGAAACAUCCAGGAGGAGGUGGUGAGGGAUGCAGAGAGUGUGAGGAACCAGCAGCAGCAGCAUGUGCAGCAGUACAGCUGCACCCUGGACGAGUGCUUCCAGCUAUACACCAAAGAGGAGCAGCUUGCCCCAGACGACGCCUGGAAGUGCCCCCACUGCCAGCAGCUGCAGCAGGGCAUGGUGAAGAUGAGCCUGUGGACGCUCCCGGACAUCCUCAUCCUGCACCUGAAGCGUUUCCGGCAGGUGGGAGAUCGCAGGAACAAGCUCACCACGUUCGUGCACUUCCCUCUGACGGGCCUGGACAUGAAGCCCCACAUGGUGAGCCGCACCCACGGCGCCCAUCCGCCCCCCCCGCAGCCCGGGUGGAAGCAGUCCCGACGCCACGACCUGGCUCCUCCGGACUACCUGUACGACCUGUAUGCCGUGUGUAAUCACCACGGAGGGAUGCACGGCGGACAUUACACAGCCUCCUGUAGGAACUCUGUGGACGGUCAGUGGUACAGCUACGAUGACAGCAGUGCCGAGCCCGUUCCCGAGGCGGAGGUGGUCACACGUGGAGCCUACAUCCUCUUCUACCAGAGAAGGAACACCAUCCCGCCGUGGUCUGCCAGCUCCUCCCUCACUGGCUCCACCAGCUCCUCCACCUCUGAUCAUUGGCUGGUCCGGCUCACUGGGGGCAGUGGGAGGGGCAGCGUGGUGUCAGGAGGACCCCUCCCCGCGGCCCCGGGGCCCCUACAGGCUCCAGAUUCUCCUGAGCUGCCAGUGUUCGGAGAUGAACCAUCAAAAACAAACGGGUUCGAAGCCAAGCCAUUUGUCCGCGGGACCCAAGGCAGGAGUGUCAGCAUGAGAUCUCCAACCAAGUCCAAGGAGACUCUGAGCAAAGUUCUGCCGCUGCGCUGGUCCUUUGGCCCCAAGGAUCGUGUGAAACACCCAGAGCAGACCCGGCCUGGGGAGCUGGUGGAGUACCUGGAGUCUGGGCGCCGGCCGCGGUGUACCAAAGACCCCAUCGUCCAACUGGUGGCCACCCCACCACAGAAGAGCUCCCAGCGGAGAGCCUUCAAUGUGGGACAGGACUGCAGCUCGCCCAGUGGCAGCAGCCUCAGCUGUUCAGACAGACCCUGCUCGGACACGUGUUACUCGCCCAAGCUGCCAGAGGGACAGAGCCGACCCUGUGUGGACAGGAGCCUCGCCCAGGAAGUCGGUAGCAACAGCAAUGCCAUAGAAGAGGUUUCUCUGAGGCAGAGGUUGUCUAAGAGAGCGAGGCCGGACCCGGGCAGGACCCUGGACCUCCAGCUGCACAGAGGACUCACCCUAGAGGGUCAGAUCAGCCACAGUGCACCCCCGAGCAGAGACUCCACUCUGAAGAGAACCAAGGUCCAGGCGGGGGUGACGUUCAGGCCUCAGAAGGACUUGGUGCACCUGAUCCUCCAAUCUGAGGGCCGGGGGGGGCACGAGGGUCGAAGCCACGACAGCCUCUUGUCUUUCUUCAAACCCGGUUUCAUGAAGAAAGGCAUUCUGAGGUCACCGACCAAGGGGAUCGACCGGCGUCUGAACGGCCACGGACACCUGGAGAAGCUGGCAGGAAGUCCUCUAGCCAAACUGUCCCUCUCCAACGGGAAGCUGACCACGCUGGCCCACGAAGCCGGGAGGACGGGCGGCGCCCCCUGCUGUGACACACACAACCGCAAAGUGCUGCUGCCGAAUGGGAAGGCCGUAAACCCCAAGGCCGCGGACAUCCAGCGCGCCCACAGCUCCGGCAACAUCCAGACGAAGCUGGAUCUGACUUUCCGGCGGUGCGCCUCCCUGCAGAGGAACGGCGAGGUCGCGGCGCCUCCGGAGCCACGCGUCCUGCUGCCGGACAAGCCCGGCUGCGGCCCUCUGCAGCGGACACGCUACAGCACCACCUCCCUGGGUCGGCACCGGCCCGUCCCCGAGCACUGAACCUGCACUGCACGCCUAGCUAGAGAAGGACACUCGAGAACACAGAGCUGUGGGAACUGUUUGUGUCAGUCGAGCACAAAUAUCACUGUAAACAGAGAAGUGACGACAACGUGUAGAGGACGUGGGAAGCUUCCAUGCUGCUGGGAAAAGAAAGACAUGACAUGUGGUAUCGAUACAAAACAAGUGGAGGAGUUUUCAACAAUCAAAAGUACAGAUCCAAGGUCUGUUUUCUGAUGAUCAUGAAUCUGUGUCUCAAUUCAGACGCCUCUUCCUCCUGAGGACCACAAACUCCGCCCCCUUCACAGGCCUCGUGCACCGUGGGAACCGAACCAAGACGUUCCGGUUCACAGAGGCUUCUCGUGAUCGGGGGGGUCACCAGCUCGCCCCGCCCCCCCCUCACUGCUGUCUCCGAGGCAGCAGAGCGUGACACACUUCCUGAGUUGAGCCACAGAGAUCACUUCAGCCACUUGACACCAUGUGACUGAUUGUUCUGACCUGUGUUGUUUUUUUUUUAAAGUGCCUCUGUGACAGCCCAGAAUGACUUCUGAACACUCGGACCUCUCUCCCCCGUCAUAGCACUGUUAGAAGUUCCUACCUGUGUGUGUCUUAAACUCAAUCUAUGCAGUUCAUUUACUGAGGAGAGAAACUGCUGUAGUGUGAGGAGGGAUUAGUUCUAAACAAAGCAAGCUGCCAUUCGUAUGUGGUUUUAUUCUGAAAGGCAGAGAGUGGUUUGUCCAAUGUGGAGUAGAAACACUGGAGUCUUUGGAGUAUUCACAGUUCAAUGGGCUCAAACAUGUCAGAUUUUGUAUGAAAAGUAUUAACACCUGUAAAUCAGCUGCUGAAACAACACGCUCCAUGGCUUCGUCAUGUAUGAUCACUCUCCUGUUUUUACUACCAAUGCACUUUCUUUCUUUUUUUUAAAUCCACAUGUCGCUACGUGACCUGAGCUUCUUUACGCUGAUGAGUCUAAUUUCUAAUUUAAAAAUGGGAUUUUCCAAAUGUGUCACGCUCCCACUCACUGAGUCUGAGGAACCACAACACACGUGUUUAUCUAAUCACAUUGUUUCUAUAUCUGCACAACUUUCUGUUUAUUCACUGCAAGAGGACGACAACGAAAAGUUCACAACACAACAAAUUAACUUCAUGACUUUUUCCUCUCAUUCUUUUCAAUUUUACAUCUUUUUUAGUUAACGUGUGUCACUGGGGAUUAUUAUGGGAUAGGAAACGAGUGGCAAUUGUUUGCCUCCACUGUUACUGUCGUGUUUACACGUUGUGUGAUUUUAACAUUUACCGUUUUAACUACGUUACCAAAACGAGUGAAGGAAGUUUCUGAGACGUAUGGCUAGAUUAUAUUUUAUUAACUUUUAUAAAAUUGUACAAUUUUUACCUGAUGUGUAAUAUUGUAAUUUAAGAUCAGAGGUGUGUGUUUCAGGAUUCUGUGUAAGGUCGGAUUCAAACACACAGUAAGGGGGGGGGG
Messenger RNA from Platichthys flesus (European flounder), 4534 nucleotides. It is a transcript of the gene usp43b, whose product is annotated as ubiquitin specific peptidase 43b. The record is from RefSeq and is a predicted model, not a curated record. Lineage: Eukaryota; Metazoa; Chordata; Actinopteri; Pleuronectiformes; Pleuronectidae. Bases 1 to 3057 code for a protein of 1018 amino acids. Gene Ontology annotation, biological process: protein deubiquitination. Gene Ontology annotation, molecular function: cysteine-type deubiquitinase activity. The transcript is spliced from 15 exons.